AUGUUGAUCAAGGAGUACCGCAUCCUCCUGCCCCUCACCGUCGAGGAGUACCGCGUCGCCCAGCUUUAUAUGAUCCAGAAAAAAUCACGUCUGGACAGUCAUGGAGCUGGGAGCGGUGUCGAGAUCAUCACCAACCGACCGUACGACAGCGGCCCGGGCGGCAUCGGCCAGUACACGUAUAAAAUCUACCAUAUCGGCAGCAAAAUACCUGUAUGGAUUCGUAGUGUCCUCCCAACAUCAGCCCUCGAAGCCCAUGAAGAAGCCUGGAAUGCAUACCCAUACACUAAAACUAGGUACUCCUCCCCGAUGAUGGAACGAUUCUCGAUAGAAGUGGAAACCGUCUAUAGGAACGAUGCCGGCAAAGCCGAAAACGUCUUUCACCUCGAGAAGGACGAGCUGAGGAAUCGAAUCGUUGAUGUCAUGAAUUUCGUCAAGGACCCUUACAGUAGCCAUGAUUAUUGUCAGGAGGAGGACCCGAAGAUAUAUCGCAGUCAGAAAACGGGUCGCGGGCCUCUGAAUGAUGAUUGGGCUGAAGAAUGUAUUCGGAACAAAAAGCCGAUUAUGUGUGCAUAUAAAUUAUGUAAAGUUGAAUUUCGAUAUUGGGGAAUGCAGACAAGAGCAGAACGCUGGAUUCACGAUCUUGCAUUGAGAAAUACAAUGAUGAGGGCGCAUCGGCAAGCCUGGGCAUGGCAAGACGAAUGGUACGGUCUGGAUAUCGAGGACAUCCGAAAACUUGAAGCAGAGCUGGCUUUGCAUUUGAGUGAAGUGAUGGCACCAAAGCCGGAGGAUGAAAUCGUCGACGGGGAGGACAGUGCAGCUUCUUCGGACGAAGAAUACUUCGAUUGUACAGACAAAUCACCCCCGCAUACACAUAAGCCUAGUAUAAUCCGGUGGAGCAGUGAAUUGUUGUUGAAUGAAGUAUCCAACCACGAAGACGAAUCGCCACCCUUGACUCCUUUUACAAAGGGAGAAAAUGCGGCGUUGUUGAUAUUGGUGUUUCAUGGGGAUUUCACUCCGGAGCAUGGACACGAGACCAAGGCAACGGACACGAAUACCUUUAGGCAAACCCUCGAUACCCUAAUCACCCGUCACUAUCCACAACUUCGAGAUCGUGUUCAUGUACUCCUUGUGUCUUGUGGUGGUGAACUAGCAGCGACUGCAGCAAGGUUAUCGGCUGUUGCUCCUUCUUUUGGAGUUCUCCACCCAUCACUAUCACUUAUUUUGUCGCAGGCCCCAGCCAUCUUCACCGAAGCCGUGGAAGGCACGAUCCGACGAGCCAAUGAAGUCUAUAACGAAUUCAUCGACUCACAACCCGGUUUCAAUGGUGAAGUGUUCUGCGUUGGAGAUGCUAUCGGAGGGCUCUUGCUCUAUGAACUUCUGUCUUACAAGCGUGAAGAAACACCACAACAACCCUUCUCUCGAGCUGGUCCGGCUUCCCUCCAGAUUUCCGGCUGGUCGCUGGCCGACUUCACGUUCGGUCUCACCGACACGCUAGCUGCUGCUCCCGAGCCGCCACACUCGGCUGGGCCCACCGUUACCGUAUCCGUCCACCCGAGACCGCGACCUGGGAGUCUGAUUCGAAAGAAGAUGAGUGUGGAGAGCUCAUGUCCUGGAUUGCUGGCGAGGCUUUCCUUUCAACCAUCAACCGCUUUCUUAUUGGGUAGUCCACUGGGGCUGUCAAUUAUGCAACGAAAAUUGGCUGGAAAAGAAAUCGAGAUCGUUGAGAGCAUUCAAGUGUACAACCUUUACUAUUCUCUGGAUCCUUGCGGGGCUCGAUUGGAGCCGGUUUUGAAUCAACAUUUGAGCAUACUUCCUGCGGCUAAUAUUCCGAGAUACCAACGAUAUCCACUUGGCGAUGGUAAAUCGCUACGCUACGAUUCUUCAGUCGAUAUUACUACUCUUUGGGGUAGUAAACGAAUGGAUCACGUUUUAUACUGCCCAAAUGCGAUGGUAGCCCUACCCUCUACAGCCCUUCCAAACAUCCUUCACGCUUCCUAUUGGGAAAGUUGCGAUGUUGGAGCAUUUAUAAUUCGACAGUUCGUCCGAGGAGAAGACAGCGCUGUACUAUCCACCCUUUCGUCAACCCUCCAAUCCGCCCCUCUAAAAGUUGACCUACCCCCGAUGCAGUGGAAAAAGCGGAGAACGAGGUUUAAGAUCACAAACUUGUCGCCAAACCAUCGAGCAAACGAUGUGCUUGUUGUUUCCGGGGCUGAACAAUCCGUGUUGGCCAGGUUUUGCUACGGUCCCAUGGAUCUGGUUGCCUUGACGCGAGAAACCGUCAGCGUAUUUGUCUGCCCAAGCCGUGGCGAUUGGUUCGAACAUUCUGUCCAUGAAACGGACUCACAUGGUCGGCUUCACGUGUCUUUGGGUGACACUUUGCCGUGCGGGAUUCACAGUAUAAAAAUGGUCGUACACGGGGAUCAUUCUUACUUGGAUGUCUACCUUGCGGUUGUCCCUCCAGAGACCCGGAUAGUUGUAUUUUCGAUCGAUGGGUCAUUAACGGCAUCUGUAUCGGUAACCGGCAAAGAUCCACGUGUUCGACCUGGAGCUGUUGAUGUCGUAAGAUAUUGGCAUGAUCAGGGCUUUCUCAUCGUCUACGUCACCGCCCGUCCCGAUAUGCAACAACGAGUCGUCUCCGCCUGGCUAGCACAACACAACUUUCCGCAUGCCCUUCUAUUUUUCACUCCAUCCUUCUCGACAGACCCUCUCAAAGAUGUAUCGGUCUACACAACUGCCGGAAUGGAUCCAACAAGAGUUGUCUCAGUCUCGGGUGGAAAACGUAGAGGUGCCAUCCACGUCGACAAGUAUUCGGACCACUUGGCAGAUUUGACAAAUGGCACCUGCCCACUAUCCGGCGCUACCCGCGGCGCUGACAAUUAUGAAGAGCAAUACAGUGUCCAUAACCAUAACCAUACUCAAUCCAUGACUGCCUCUAUGCCCGCCCCAACGCCGGCUACAAAUGCACUCUCUGCUCACAGAGUAUGGAGGUGCUCCUCCCUCGACCGCCAAUUCCUCAGCACCCCCCUCGGAAAUGUCCAACGAACCAGCUCCUUCACGCCGAGAAGCGGAAAAUAUGGCGCCGAGGUUCGC
Messenger RNA from Mesorhabditis spiculigera, 3090 nucleotides. The record is from the annotation of a GenBank genome assembly. NCBI's taxonomy places the organism in Eukaryota, Metazoa, Nematoda, Chromadorea, Rhabditida, Rhabditidae.